Messenger RNA from Chinchilla lanigera (long-tailed chinchilla), 642 nucleotides. RefSeq names its product G patch domain and KOW motifs-containing protein-like. Gene Ontology annotation, biological process: mRNA splicing, via spliceosome. Gene Ontology annotation, cellular component: spliceosomal complex. Lineage: Eukaryota; Metazoa; Chordata; Mammalia; Rodentia; Chinchillidae. The record is from RefSeq and is a predicted model, not a curated record.
CCGAGCACGCCCCGCGUCCCCGCCCCGCAAGGGCAGCGUCCUCGGCGCCGAAGGCCCUCGGGAGAGAAGACGCCCGAGGCCGGCCGGAGGGCUCCGAGAGGAAGGAGAAGCGCCCCGCGGGGCCCGCGGCCCAGGGCGGGAGGGCAGCCGGCGGGGCUCGGCACUGGUUGCGCAGGGACCUGCGCGUGCGCUGCGUGGACAAGCUGCACGAGGGCGGCCGGUAUUACAACACCAAGAUGAAGAUCGAAGAUGUCCCGAGCCCAGAUUCGUGCGUGUGCCGGACAGAUGAAGGACGGGUCCUGGAAGGCCUGAGGGAAGACAUGCUGGAGACCCUGGUGCCUAAGUGUGUUACCCACUUUGUGCAUCACUGGGACAAAGCACCCUACAUGGGCAAUUUAAAGGGGAAGUUUUACCUGGACUCACAAUGUCAGUCCAAGCCUGUACCUAGAAUUGAGGUUCACAUUCUUCAGUUUUUCUCCUGUACUACUCUCCAGUGUGGCACAUUAGUUCACAUUUGGAUGAAAUCAACUUCUAAUUCUGAACUUCAAGAUCCAGUAUCAUUAUAUCCUAUUGUUUUAUUAGCCAUCGUCUAAACCAAGUGCUUGUGAAGGAAUAAAGAAAAAAAAAUCUCCAAACUGGAAA